Phlebotomus argentipes is the source of this 423-nucleotide messenger RNA. RefSeq names its product signal recognition particle 9 kDa protein (gene Srp9). Gene Ontology annotation, cellular component: signal recognition particle, endoplasmic reticulum targeting. The coding region runs from base 93 to 326 and encodes 77 amino acids. Gene Ontology annotation, molecular function: 7S RNA binding. Gene Ontology annotation, biological process: negative regulation of translational elongation; SRP-dependent cotranslational protein targeting to membrane. The record is from RefSeq and is a predicted model, not a curated record. The transcript is spliced from 2 exons. Lineage: Eukaryota; Metazoa; Arthropoda; Insecta; Diptera; Psychodidae.
ACGGUGUAAUUUUCGUUCAAUCCAGUUGUCAAUAUAUACGCAGUGUUUUCUCCACGAAUUUAUCCACGUAUAUUUUCUAAUUUUCUUUAAAAAUGGUUUAUGUGAAAAAUUGGGACGAUUUCGAGAUUGCAGCGGAAAAUAUGUACAUGAGGAAUCCACUGAGGAGUCGAUUUUCCAUGAAAUACAUCCAUCACAAGGGACAACUUCUCCUGAAAUUGACCGACAACAAUAAGUGUGUUCAGUACAAGACGGAGGUGAUGCCAGAUUUGCGGAAAAUAGAGAAAUUCACGGGGAACAUUAUGGGCCACAUGGCAUCGAACGAAUAAGAAAACGAAACGCUUGUACAAUUUCCACUUGUUUGAAGAACUGCAUUCUCCCGAUGGUGAUCUAAUGGUUAAUAUGAAUAAAUGAUGUUCUGAAAUA